Molecule: messenger RNA, 1970 nt
Organism: Exophiala dermatitidis NIH/UT8656
Lineage: Eukaryota; Fungi; Ascomycota; Eurotiomycetes; Chaetothyriales; Herpotrichiellaceae
Exons: 2
Coding region: 132-1820 (562 amino acids)
Biological process (GO): endocytosis; intracellular protein transport
Cellular component (GO): clathrin adaptor complex; cytoplasmic vesicle
Source: RefSeq, a predicted model, not a curated record
UGUCACGUGGAGAUAAGAUCAUAUCGCAGCAGUACCGGAGAGUGGUCGCGCGAUACCAACCACUGGCACUUUGUAUCUCAGACGGUCCUCGUGAAGUCCCCCAACUUGAAGAUGACUUGACCACCCUCAACAUGAGCGUCGCAGUUGACGCACUAUAUAUCUUCGAUGAUCACAACCACUGUAUCCUAGAGCACAUUUACAAUGGACGCCCUCCUUCGGCGCAGACCCUCAUAUCCAGUUUCGCCAGUCGACCAUCUCCUCGACCGUCGAUCCUCCAACUAUCGGACGUGGCACCUCCGGUAACAGCAUAUUCGAUAUCUCACGCUGCUCUCCAUCUGUUUGCCGUGUCCAGCAAAGAUGCGCAGUCAUUGGCGAUUCUCGACUUUCUGUAUCGGCUGGUAGAUGUGUUCGAGGACUUUCUCGGCAGCCCGCUGCUAGCCAACAAGAUCGAGGACAACUAUGAGAUAGUGGCACAGUUACUGGUGGAAAUGUGUGACGGGGGCAUCAUCUGCAACACCGAACCCAAUGCACUGAGAGAAUCGGUGGAGGUGUCGUCCGUGUUGGGUAAGUUGUUCACGCAAGUUGGGCUGCCCGGGUCUUCUCCAGGAUUGGGUCCGUCUGGCCACAACUUCGCGUCGAGUCUAAGACCUGCACCUGCCGCUUCUCCGUCACUCGGCCCAGCCAUCCCCUGGCGCAAGUCCAACGUUCGACAUACAUCAAACGAGUUAUAUGUGGACAUAGUCGAGAGUCUAGCAGUUGUCUUUGCGCCGUCUGGCCGUCCGAUAUGCGCUCGGUCUCAUGGCUCGAUUGCGUUCACGGCCAAGAUCUCAGGAGUUCCCGAUCUGCUGUUGACGCUGUCCGCUCCCGGGGGAACGAGCAGCGACAAGGGCUCGGGCAUUCUCCGCACCAUGCAAUUGCCAGUCUUCCAUCCGUGCGUGCGUUUGGUGCGGUGGAAAGACCACCCAGGAGAGCUGUCGUUUAUUCCACCGGAUGGCCGUUUCAUGCUUGCUGGCUAUGAGACCGACCUCAUGCCUAUUGAUCUUGGUACCGACCGACCCCCUACCAACAACGAUAGGAUUUUCCUGCCUGCCACCGUGGACCUACGACCUGGCCUAGGUGCCGCGGGGACCGAGUUUGAAGCUCGGCUGACAUUAAACACAAACUUCCCCAGAGUGGGAACGGCAAGCAAGUCAGGCGCCUCUCGCGGUGGGUCGGGCCCAAUAUCGUCGCUGUCGUUCGGCAGUGGUGGCAGUGGGCAUUCGCAUGCUCCGUCGUUGGAAGCCGUCGUGGUGACGAUCCCAUUUCCGGCCGACGUUCGAACCGUCACGGAGCUCAAGCCGUCUCGGGGUGAGGCCAACUUCAACGCUUUUGACAAAGUGGUUGAAUGGAAGGUUCCCACGAAGGACGGCGCCUCGGUAAAUGGAGUGGCUACUUUGACUGGCACGGUGGCUGGACCAUUAGAUGUUGCGGACGUUGAAGAUGACCAGUUUCAGGCCUCUCACGUCGGCAAAUCUGGUAUUAUGGCAGGUUAUUACGACGACGGUGCAGUAACAAACAGCCAAGAUGGGGGAAACGAGGCGAACAGGGAUGGCAAGCUUGGGACCGCGAAGGAAGCUCCCGCCAGCAAUCUUCAGGCUCUGAUGCCUCGUUCCAUUUCCGUCUCGUUCAAUGUCAAAGGCUGGCUUCCGAGUGGCAUCAAAGUCGACGCUUUGACAGUAGAUGUCAGGAAAUCCAAGGGUCUGGGCGACGGAGUCAAGCCGUACAAGGGAGUCAAAUAUCUUACGGUCAGUAGACAAGGGGUGGAACGGCGGGUUUCAUAGCAGCAUUGUAGAGAUCAAGUUGGGCUUGUGACCAUGAUACAAUGAUAAACGGGUCAAUGACAGAGUUUAGUAUUAAAAUGCUAGUGGCAUUGAUCGAUGAAGGCUAAGAUAAAGAUCCAAUCUCAUUCACAAGUCAUUUCAGUUCGUCAA